Hirundo rustica (Barn swallow) is the source of this 4916-nucleotide messenger RNA. It is a transcript of the gene NRAS, whose product is annotated as NRAS proto-oncogene, GTPase. The transcript is spliced from 5 exons. Gene Ontology annotation, cellular component: plasma membrane. The coding region runs from base 34 to 603 and encodes 189 amino acids. Gene Ontology annotation, biological process: Ras protein signal transduction. Lineage: Eukaryota; Metazoa; Chordata; Aves; Passeriformes; Hirundinidae. Gene Ontology annotation, molecular function: GDP binding; GTPase activity; GTP binding. The record is from RefSeq and is a predicted model, not a curated record.
GGGCCGGGCCGGGCCCGGCGAGGCCGCGGGGCCAUGACCGAGUACAAGCUGGUCGUGGUGGGCGCCGGCGGCGUGGGCAAGAGCGCGCUGACCAUCCAGCUCAUCCAGAACCACUUCGUGGACGAGUACGACCCCACCAUCGAGGACUCGUACCGCAAGCAGGUGGUGAUCGAUGGCGAGACGUGUCUGCUGGACAUCCUGGACACGGCGGGGCAGGAGGAGUACAGCGCCAUGAGGGACCAGUACAUGAGGACGGGCGAGGGAUUCCUCUGCGUGUUCGCCAUCAACAACAGCAAAUCCUUCGCCGACAUCAACCUCUACAGAGAACAGAUCAAGAGAGUGAAGGACUCGGAUGACGUGCCCAUGGUGCUGGUGGGGAACAAGUGUGAUCUGCCCACGAGAACAGUGGACACAAAACAGGCCCAAGAAUUGGCAAAAAGCUACGGAAUCCCCUUCAUAGAGACCUCUGCAAAAACGAGACAGGGUGUGGAAGAUGCUUUUUACACCCUGGUGAGAGAGAUCCGGCAGUACCGGAUGAAGAAGCUGAACAGCAGCGAGGAUGGGAACCAGGGCUGCAUGGGAUUGUCCUGCCUUGUCAUGUGAAAGAACCUGUUGGUUCCAGGAGAUUUGGUUCCUAUGAGGUUUUAAUGCUCAAAAAAAGAAAAAGUCCCCUCUUAAGUUGGCGACAGAGCUUAAGAAAAGGAAUUUUCAUUCACGUCACCCCUUUGGCUGAUGGCUGGAUGGAACAAGAUGAUCUCUAAGGCUGCUUCCAGCCCGAAACAUUCCAUGAUUUCCACCGAUUUCCAUGGUGUGACCCUCUGUGUCAUUCCUUCCGUCCCCUUCCUUUGGGAAACCAUUUGGACUGUUUGGAGAACGUGUAAUUUCUGAAGGGACACCUUGAAAGAGGGGUGUGCACAGCUGUGCCCCUGAGUGAUCGACUCCUGCACUGCCUCCCUCCAGCCGUGUUCCUCUGGAACCUGCUGAUUCCGGGAUUGACCAAAUCAAACAAUGAAAUCCGAGUUCCCAGCUGAGGGCAGUUCCUUUCAGCGACUCCCUGAACGCUGUUGCUCGUGACUGUGAGAACACAGACCAGCUCAGGACUUGCUGUGCUGCACUGCACACCCCCCCCAGAGCGGGACAGAGCUAAUUAGUGCUAAUUGGAGGUGCCUUUCUGUUCCAGAUGCCAAGAAAACGCGGUUCAGGUGCAGCUGCUGGACGAGCCUGGAUCUCCUGUGCUGCCUCUCCUGCUGAUCCCUGCAGUGUUUUGGUGCCACCGACAGACUCUGGGCACCAGAGUUCCUUGGCACAAGGUCCUUCUCCGUGCUCCAUCUGAAGAGAACAUCCAUGGCAUCUACCUCCCUGCUCAGCUCACGGAGCAGCAGCACCUCUGGAUGUGCUGGGAUUCUUUCCUCACUGUGUUACCUGGCUUUGUUCAAGAAGGAAACCAGUCACAGAAGUGAACUGUAGAGACUAAAUGCUGUGAAAAAGAUGACACUUUACCUCUAGAGUAAAAGCUAGAAGUGCUGUGUGUCCCCUGUCUGUUGGAUUCCGUGCAGUGCUGUCAGAGGAGUGGCACAGGGUGAUGUCACAGGGCGUGGUGCCACCAGGAGUGCCCCUGUCCCCUCUCAGCUGGGUGACACCUGUGCAGCAAAAGUGAAACACCUCCAGUGCCAGGAGUGCCACCUACCCGAUCCUCCAUUCCUGUAAUAAAAAGGAAAGCCUUUCCUAACUAAGUGCCUGUUUGCUAAGAAGAUUUGAAGUUGUCCCUUGGGUUGAGGAAAACCCCAAGGAACUGGAAUUUCUUGGGAGCUCGUUGUCUCAAGCAGGCAAGUGUGGUGUGGGUGAUCUGUGCCUGGCAGGAUCCUCCAGCAGGAAUUUGGAGGCUGGAAGGUUCAGCAGGCGCUUGUGAGACUCCUGGACGAGGGAGGGGACACGCUGCGUCUGUGCUUUGCUUUCUUUGUGGGUGGAACAGUUUUUGUAUUCUGUAUUGUUUUCCUGCAGCAUUCAGAUCUCUUCCAAGUUGGACCAAACCUGUCAGCUGUUCAUUUUUAACAUGAACUGCCAGCAUUUCUGGGCAGCUCCUCACUAAUAAAUCUGGGAACUGGAGGUUGCUUUGGACAGCUGCUAUUCAGCUCUCUCUGUAACUUGCAAAUUGUUUUUUGGGUUUUUUUUUUUUUUUUUUCCUGAAUUAUUUUCUUACCACAGACUGUAAAGAGUCUCUUCAAAAUGUCUCUAUAGACUGUAAAAUGUAGUUGGAGUUUCCUUGUCAGGGAAGGAGUGUGGGGGUUUGGGGUUGACUCUGUCAGGGCUGCAGAAAGUGGCUGCUCCAUCCCUGGAGCAGUCUGGGACAGUGGGAGGUGUCCCUGCCCGGGGCAGGGCUGGGGUGAGAUGGGAUGAGAUUUGAGAUGAGUUUUCAGGUCCUUUCCACCCCAAACCACUCUGGGAUUCUGUGAUGAAGGGGAGAGCAGCCACACCUGAGCCAGCUCCUGGCUGCAGCAUCCUUGCAGGAUGAGGAAGGAGAUGAGUUCAGUGAUGGCUUCACAGAAGGUGUGGGACAGACUGGUGGGAAUCCUGAGCUCGCUCUGGCAGCCUCCAGCUGAGGGAAUUGUGAGCUGGGUGAGUUCUUCCCGGAACAAAACACCCUCCCCUCCUCACCUGGGUGCUCAGGAGUGGUCACUGCUGGCACGCUGCCUGCAGUGCCGCUCCUGCCCUGGUCCUGUGCUGCUGGCACUGCGUUCUGCUGCUGUGCUGGCGCAGGGGAGCCGAGUGCCCAGCUCUGGGAGCUCCGUUCCGGCUCUGGGGAGGAGGAGGAAGGAGCCCUCGGCCAACAGAGGGAGCAUUCGGUCAGAGCCGGCAGCAGGGAAUUGCAGGAGGCUCAGUUUCAGGUGCCUGGUGUCAGUCACACGUCUUAAUUUGGAGUGCUCAAUUUCAAACGGGCGUUAGAAAUCAGUAAACAGAGAGAGAAGAAUUCUCUCCUGUUAAUGUUGCUUCCUUCACUACUUACAGACUUAAUUCUCCUCUGGGAAUGAAGAGGAUCAAUUUGCAUCACAUUUCCUUUAUCCGUGAUAAUCCUUAUAAAAUACUUCUUUUUUUUUCAAUUUAUUUUAACUUUGUCUGACGUGACUGAUACGAACUAAACCCACCAAGAAAAUUAAUGUAAAGUAUUCUUUUCCAGCAAGGUGCACACGAUGUUGGGCAGAAUUGUGGGGACCGUUGGCCGUGGCUCGAGCUCAGUUUGUGUGAUGUUGCCCAGAGCAGCUGUGGCUGCCCCAUCCCUGGAAUUGUUCAAGGCCAGGAUGGAGCAGCCUGGGACAGUGGAAGGUGUCUGUGCCCAUGGGAUGAGCUUUAGGGCCCCUUCCAGCCCAAACCACUCCAGGAGCGAUCUCAUGCUGCAGUUAAACGUGACAGAGCUGCCAGGGCUCAGAAAGCUUUGUCAGGAGGAGUUUUGUGCCAAAACCUUCCCUGUGGCUGGAGAUGAGGGUCUGCUCUGAAGAGGUGUGUGGCACUGGGGCAGCCAGUUCAUAAAAACACCCUGGGAAAAUGAGGAAAAGCUUUUGGGAUGCACAUCUGGUGACACAGAGCCAGCAGGAAGGGGCAGCGCGCAGUUGGUGAGGACGCUGAGCGGUGACGUUCCGUCCUCCAGCUCCCUGGGUGGGGUUUGAUUUCUUGGGAAGUGCAGGAAUUGGUUUCCUGGCCAGCAGGAUUGCUCAGAGCACGGCUGCCUGUGGCCAUGGGAAGCCUCUGGCAUUUGAUGUUCAAAGGCUGUGUGGUCAGCCUGGAGAAUUGUUUGGAUGAGGUUCAUCAUAGCAAUGCUCAGUGUGCUCUGGUCGGCAUUAAAAUGUACCAGCUGGAGCUCCAAAAGUGGGAAUUCUCAGAAAUGUGUGGGAACUGACUGGAAAAUUCAUCUGCUUCUCUUUGCUGUUCCCUUUCUCUUGGGCUCCAUAAAACCUGAAAAGGGAAAACGCCCUGGUGAGGAUAGGUCUGCAUUAGUGUCACCUUUGGAACCUUCAGAAAGGUUUUUAGGAGGUUUUUUUUCAGUUUUUAGGAUGCUGCAGAGCUAACCUGCACAGGUGAUACUUUCAGCUCCAUCAGUGUAGUUCCAAAUCCAGCAAAAAACACAAAGUCAGGGCGUUGUGCUCGUCAGGAGUGUGAACUGAAUGGUUGCAAUUUGUUUCCAGCUGUCUCACAGAGAACUCUGGGUUUGGUGGCAGCCAGGAACUGGAAGGACAAAACCCUGUGAACUUUUGGAAAAACGAUUUAGAAGAUAAGCACAGAAGGUUUUGCACAAGACAGGUCCCUGGAAAAGGUGGUUUAGGAGAUUUGGUCCAAAUAUUGUUAUUUAGAACUGCACAACGCUGCACUAGUGCCGAGCUGAUUGCACUGCCCUGGCUGGGCAGGGCACGAACAACUCUUGAGGUAAAAUGUUAAAAAAGGGUAAAGCUCCUGUUCAGAACCUCCAGGUGCCAAUGACUGUAAGAGAUGUUUCUGUUGCUGUGGCUGAGCACAGCUCUGCAAGGAGCCGCUGGAGCUCUGGCUGUUCCUCCCUGUGCCCCAAGCCUCGGUCUUGUUCAAACUGCUCAGAUUAUGUCCUUGUCCUUGCCAGGACUUUGGAUUUUAACCAGGAUGUUUAAGCUGCCCUCACUUUUAGUACAGCUCAGACUUAGAAUUGGAUUUCAAGCAGCCUCAGGCCUGUGGGGGAAGGAGAGCAGGGGAAGUUUGAAUCACGUUCUGACCUGUCUGUGCUCCUCAAAAACCCCAAACCUUUGAGUGUGUAACCCUCAGGAUGGUCGGGAAAUGUUGGGAUCUGGACUUUUAACCCAAGGGCUAAUUUGUUGUUACUUUGUUUAAUUGUUUGCUUUCAAUAAUGCAUCUCUUUUGGUUUGAAUUGAAGUAAAUUAUUUUGCUUCUUUAAAUAA